CCUCUCAGGCCUCCUCCAUCCAGCCAUUGCCAAUCCCCACCUCCACUUCCUCACUCGAUCUUUUCUCUCCAUAUCUCCACCUCCUACCAGCUCAAGCACACCAGUACCAAGGCGGGCAGCCUCCAUGGACGCGGUGGAGUCAUCGUCGCCCUACUCCCCGCCCUCGCUGCGCCACAAGCUGAGGACGACCGUCUGCGGCUGCUUUGGAUCACCAUCGUCGCCGGGCAGCAGCGGGGAGAGGCCGCACACCGGCGGUGGCAGGGCCAGGUGGAGGCGACGCGUGGCGGCCGUGGGGGAGUUCAGGUACGACCCGCUCAGCUACGCGCUCAACUUCGACGACGGCGCCAGUGUCGACGGCACGGAAGCAGAGGAUGCGGCCUUCCGGCACAGAAACUUCAACUCGCGCCUCCCUCCCUCACCCGUGCCGGCCUCCCGAGCCGUCGCCAUCGCCUAAAGUCCUGAAUCGUAGUAGCGGUCGUCCUUUUUAACUUUUGUAGCUUCUGGCUCUCUGAUUUUUCUUCUUCUCUGAGCGAGAUUGAAUCAGAACAUCUGUAUAAAAGCAGUUUAUUAUACGGCCGGGGAAACUUACGUACCGAGGAGUUGCAAUACAAUCAUGUACUGAUACAUGUAUGAGAAUCAAUCAGUCCAUUUUUAAUAUUC
Messenger RNA from Triticum aestivum (bread wheat), 660 nucleotides. RefSeq lists its product as uncharacterized. The record is from RefSeq and is a predicted model, not a curated record. The coding region runs from base 125 to 454 and encodes 109 amino acids. NCBI's taxonomy places the organism in Eukaryota, Viridiplantae, Streptophyta, Magnoliopsida, Poales, Poaceae. The transcript has a single exon.